AUGGAGAUUGAACAAGAUGGAUGGCUCCCAUUCCUGGAUGUCCUGAUUCGAUGCAAUCAGGAUGACACUCUAAGCCAUGAGGUGUAUCGCAAGCCUACUCACACAUAUGGGUAUCUCAAUACUACCUUCCAUUACGAUCCCUCCCAAAAGAACUCCGUCAUUAGCUCCCUAAUGUACGGAGCACUGACAAUCUCUCAACCCUCCAAAAUCAGCAGUGAAGUAGAAAAUCUUGCGACAGCUCGAACGACGAAUGGAUAUAGCAUCCAACAAAUUCGAAAGAUCAAGCAGAAGCUGCGGAGCAAGCUGUCAUCUUUCCAAGAGGAGACUAUUCCUGAGGAAAACCAGGAAAGACUCGAAGUAGCCCUCCUCCCCUAUCUGAGAGGCACAACGGACCGCAUAAGCAAAGUACUCGGCAAACAUAUUAGGUAUAUGACUUAA
Diachasma alloeum is the source of this 438-nucleotide messenger RNA. RefSeq lists its product as uncharacterized. NCBI's taxonomy places the organism in Eukaryota, Metazoa, Arthropoda, Insecta, Hymenoptera, Braconidae. Bases 1 to 438 code for a protein of 145 amino acids. The transcript has a single exon. The record is from RefSeq and is a predicted model, not a curated record.